AUGUCUGAACAAAAGCCAGAAACUGAAACUGUUGAAGAGAAGGCUCCAGAGCUUCCAACUUCUGAACCACCAAAGGAUGAAGCCAAGACAGAGGAAGCCCCAGCUGCUCCCGCUGUUGAAGGAGAAGCCGCUGUCCCUGCUGUUGAAGGAGAAGCCGCUGCUCCAGCCGAAGAAAACAAAGAAGAGAAGAAACCUUCUCGCCUUAGGAAGCGUCUGACGCUCAAGUGGGGCAAGAAUCGCGACCAAGCUGAGCCAGUAAAGGAGCCUGAACAACCAGCUGAUCCCAGAGAGAACGCUCUCGCAUGGGUCAACCAACAAAUCCCAGCCGCUGCUCACAAGGUCAACCAUCUUGUACUUCAAUGGGUUCAACAGCUCGCUGUUCCUGAAGAAUCCGAACGCCAAGCUAUCCCUGGCAAGGACGGCCAGGUCACUCGUAAUCAAUUUUUGGCAUUCUUACGUGAUGGUGACAUUCUAACCAAAUUGGCCAACAAGCUUCAGCCAGGAGCAGUCGAAGUCGCAACCGCUGAAGAGGGAGCCGACGUGGUAAAGCAGAAAGAAGUUCAAACCCAGAAUAUUGAAGCCUUCUCUAGCUGGGCUAAAACCAAUCUUGGCAUUGAGGAAUCCAAGGUUCUCACUGCUUCUGAUUUACUCGAGAAAGGAAAAGCUGGAUACCCUGCUGUUUUCGAAACUCUCUGGAAUCUCGGGCUUAAAGCUCAAGAGAAGUUCUCACAAGCCGGCCUCGAUGUUGAUGCCGUUGUUGCUGCCGCCGGAGCUGUUGUUAGAACCAAUAUCAUCGGAAUGAUCCUCUCCUUCUUCCGAAGAUCUCGCCGUCCCUCAGUUGAGAAGAAGGAUGAAGAAAAGACAGAAGAACAAGCUGCCGGAGAUGUAGCUCCAAAUGCACCAGAAGGAGAACAAGUUGAUGAAGUUUGUCAGAAGGUUGAUGCCACAGCAAAUUCCACACCUGCUGUAGCUGCUAAUUAA
Molecule: messenger RNA, 981 nt
Organism: Auanema sp. JU1783
Lineage: Eukaryota; Metazoa; Nematoda; Chromadorea; Rhabditida; Rhabditidae
Source: the annotation of a GenBank genome assembly